Messenger RNA from Penicillium canariense, 579 nucleotides. Its product is annotated as GNAT family N-acetyltransferase. Lineage: Eukaryota; Fungi; Ascomycota; Eurotiomycetes; Eurotiales; Aspergillaceae. Bases 1 to 579 code for a protein of 192 amino acids. The record is from RefSeq and is a predicted model, not a curated record. The transcript has a single exon. Gene Ontology annotation, molecular function: acyltransferase activity, transferring groups other than amino-acyl groups.
AUGGCCACAUCAACUUCCAAGCUCCAGCACAAAAGCUGGACAAAAGGACCAUAUCUGAUCUCGACAGAUCCGUCCUUGAUCCCGGUCCAAACCCUCAACGCCUGGUUCGCAACCGAGGAAGUCUACUGGGCCCACCCAAUGCCAGAAGAAGCUAUGCGUGAGGCCUUGCUUAAUUCUCUCUGCUUUGGCAUGUACUUCAAUCCCAGCGCCCAAUUGACCCAUACCGCAUCGGAUUCACUGGAUCCAGAGUUCAUCGGUAUUGCGCGAUGCAUAACGGACUUCACGACAUUCAUCUACCUAACAGAUGUCUUUAUUCUCCCCUCGUAUCAAGGGUCCGGACUAGGGACGUGGCUUAUGAGCUGUGUGCAGGAAAUUAUCGAAGGCAUGCAGUAUUUGAGAAGGUCUUUGUUGUUUACUGGGGACUGGAAACGAUCUGUUCCGUUCUAUAAAAAGACUAUGGACAUGCACGUUAUGCACAGCAAACCGCCCACCGAGGGGAAGGAUGCCGAGGGUUUGGCUGUCAUGGUGCGACUGGGGAAGGGCGCUCCUAGCUAUCAGAGAAAUUUGAAGAUCCUCUGA